AUCCGCACAUCGCUCUACCAUUCUCGCUGGCUUAUAUAUACACAGACUCCAUCCACGACGACGACACACAUACUCCACCAACGCACACACAUCGACCGCGCCCGCCGCCUGCAGCCGCGCGCGCCGUCGCCGCCACACGACCGGAGAGCACACAUGUCUCGCCAGCAGGCGGCGCCGCCGCUCGCCCUCGCCUCCGCGCUCCUGCUGCUGCUGGCCGCCGCCGCCGCGGUGGCGCCGCUCGGCGCCGCGGCGGACGGCGGCCUCGUCCAGGGCGGCGGCGAGGUCGCGAGGUCGGCCGCGAACACCCUGGCCGUCGGCGCCGACCCCGACCCUGCCUCCGCCGACGGCAUCCCGGCCGACCGGGCGCCGGACGCCCACGGUUAAUUAAUUAAUUAAUCAUCGCUGAUUCGAUCGUCUUUAAUUUGUUGGUUUUACUUUUAUUUCUUUUUUUUCUGUGUGUGUGAUUGCCAGUGUGGUGAAGCUACUACAGGCUAUAUGAUCCAAGAGAUGUAGUACUUAAGCUUGUGAUUGAUCACUACUUCCUCCGUUUUAGGUUUCACGGUGUAAGAUUUUCUAACAUUGCUUAUAUUCAUAUAGAUGUUAAUGAAUCUAAUCAUACAUGUGUAUAGAUUCAUUAACAUCUAUAUAAAUAUGUAUAAUGCUAUAAAGUCUUACAUAGUGAAUCGGAUGAAGUAUUAAUUAUUAUGUAUGUUAUAGUGGGCAUGUGCCAUGAAAUAAACUGAUGGAAGUGCUCUGUAAUUCUUAGUUCGAUGGAUUUUGUUCGUGUUUAUGAUGUUUUGGUCCUUUUGGAUGGUGAAUGUAUAUAUAGUGGAUACAAUCGAAACAAGCA
This is a messenger RNA of Oryza sativa Japonica Group (Japanese rice), 850 nucleotides long. Lineage: Eukaryota; Viridiplantae; Streptophyta; Magnoliopsida; Poales; Poaceae. The record is from RefSeq and is a predicted model, not a curated record.